Venturia canescens is the source of this 946-nucleotide messenger RNA. Its product is annotated as MAGE-like protein 2. The coding region runs from base 61 to 513 and encodes 150 amino acids. The record is from RefSeq and is a predicted model, not a curated record. The transcript is spliced from 4 exons. Lineage: Eukaryota; Metazoa; Arthropoda; Insecta; Hymenoptera; Ichneumonidae.
CUCGAGAUUCGACGAACGAGCGGAUAAAAGCGUCCUGGGGGUGUCAUUUUAAUCCGAAAAAUGAAAAUCAUUAUCCUCGAGACACUCCUGGCACUUGUCUCAGUGGCAAUUGCUAGCGAGUAUGGACACCACUACGACGAGCAUCACGCACACUCGACUUACGAGGAAAAAACAAAACCUGUGGAAGUGCCAAUAUACAAAAAAUACGCAAUACCAAUACCGCAUCCAGUGCCAGUUAAAGUACCGCAGGAAAUAAAAAUACCGAUCCCUCAGCCCUACCAAGUGCAGGUUCAAAUCCCCCACCCUUAUCCGGUCGAAGUGGUCAAAGAGAUUGAAGUACCCGUUGAAAAACCGGAACCGUACGUCGUCGAGAAGAAGGUUCCCUUCAUCGUGGAAAAGCCUUAUCCGGUUUACGUAGACAAAAAAUUUCCAGUUCCGGUGGCGAAACCGUACGCGGUGCACGUGCCAGUUUACAAGCACGUAUAUCACCACGUCUCGAAAGGCUGGCACUAAAGGAAAGCGUUUGAAACGUGAAAAAAUAGGGGAAUAUGGGAUCUUCGGCUGGCGAAAAUGGCGAUUAUUGAUGUUCUCUCAGCCAACAAAACGACGUGAAAAAAAUGUGAUGAAUCGAAAAAUGUUGAAUAGGAAGAGAUGGAAAAUCCAUUGAAAUGAAAGAGGCAAGAAAAGUGCCAAAACCAUGGACUGUUGUCGUCGAUCGUGUGGCCAACGGGGAAGACAAAAGGGUGCGAAAUGAUUUUUCGCAAAUAUCCAAAAAACGAGAACUUUUUCGAAAAUUUUCUCCAGCGCCCGAUCAACUUGCUCAAUCCAUUCCAGCGAGUCCGCUUUAUCUCUUCAAUGUUUUCUUUGUUUUCUAGCAAUUAACGAAUGUUGUGUUUGCUUUUGUACGACGUUUAUUUAAUAAAUGAUUUAUUAUCGAAAACCCAUA